Messenger RNA from Branchiostoma floridae (Florida lancelet), 4773 nucleotides. RefSeq names its product tetratricopeptide repeat protein 21B-like. Gene Ontology annotation, cellular component: intraciliary transport particle A. Bases 146 to 4084 code for a protein of 1312 amino acids. The record is from RefSeq and is a predicted model, not a curated record. NCBI's taxonomy places the organism in Eukaryota, Metazoa, Chordata, Leptocardii, Amphioxiformes, Branchiostomatidae. Gene Ontology annotation, molecular function: protein binding. Gene Ontology annotation, biological process: intraciliary retrograde transport; protein localization to cilium. The transcript is spliced from 36 exons.
GUCGUUUCCUUGGAGACCAAACGGUGGACCUGCCGGUUGUUUGCAGCGCCCCCCUCCCCUUCUCAAAACUCACUGGUGGAUUUCUUUUUAAAGACUGUUAAUGGUUCAAGUUUUACUGUCUGUCAUCUGAAAGCUGCGAAGAAAAAUGGCGGACGAAGACGCAACCACCUUGGCAACUCUUAAUUACUACUGCCGUGAGAGGCUGUUCAGAACCAUGCAGAAAACUUCCAUGGAGGGACUGAAGAAGUACGGCAACGAUCCCGUGCUCAUCUUCUUCAAGGCUUACGGCAUCCUCCUAGAAGAUCGCCUGCAGGAAGCCAUGCGAGAACUUGAGGCCAUCAAGGACAAGCGGGAUGUGAACUUAUGUUCCACCUUGGCACUGAUGUAUGCACACAAGAAGUGCAAGACUGUUGAUCGUGAAGCAGUAGCAGAAUUGGAUGCAAAGCUGAAAGAUGAGAGGAAGCAAGCUGGGGAAAAGGCCCUGUACUUUGCUGGAUUAUUCCUGUGGCACACAGGCAGACAUGACAAGGCUAGAGAGUACAUCGACAGGAUGCUCAAGAUAUCCAACGGGGCCAAAGAUGGCCUGAUCCUCCGAGGCUGGAUAGACCUAACAUGUGGCAGGGACCAGUAUGUCAAGAAGGCUGCCAAGUACUUUGAUGAGGGCAUGUCGAGUUCCCAGGAUGCCUUUGCUCUCCUGGGAAAGGCGGAGUACUACGGGAUGCGGCACAACUACAGCGGCGCUCUGGAGGUCGUGAACCAGGCUAUCGUUGCCUUCCCCAGCUUCCUGCCUGCCCUGGUGGAGAAGAUGAGGGUCCAGCUGGCACUACAGGACUGGGAACAGACCAUAGAAACUGCACAGAGAAUUCAGGCUAAGGACUCCCACUGCCUGGAGGCCCACCGUAUGCUGGUGCUACACAUGCUGUGUAGGGAGGGAAGCUAUAGUGAGGCCAGUAACAAGCUGGGAGAGCUGAUACAGUACUUGGACAGGUUUGAGCCCCAGAACCCAUACCUGUACAUGGACAUGUCCCAGGCCUUCUGUAGACUGGCAGGACGUAACAUCCAGGUCCUACAGCAGACCUUCACCCUGGUGGACCGUGCACUGGGCAUGGCACAGAACAGUGCAGAGAUCGCCACCGAGCUGGGGUAUGAGUUCCUACUCCAGGGGAAGAUCAGGGAGGCAGUCAAGUGUUACAGGAACGCCAUGAAACUGGACGAGACCAGCGUGGCCGCUCUGACUGGCAUUAUAAAGUGCCAGCUGCUAGAUGGUCAGCUUGAAGAUGCAGAACAACAGCUGGAGUUCCUGACUGAGAUUCAACAGUCCAUCGGCAAGUCUGGGGAGCUGUCGUACCUGAGUUCUGUGCUGGCCCGGAAGAGACACCAGCCCCCAGAGAAGGUCCUGGCACUGCUGAAUGAAUCAGUCGAGGCUCAUUUCUCCACCCUCAAGGGUCUGCCUCUAGGCCCUGAGUACUUCACCCGACUGAAUCCAGACUUUCUACUGGAGGUCAUCAACGACUUCAUGCUGUUUGCACCCACACAGCCUAGCUCCCCAGGCCAGCCUGUGGGCCCUGUCCUGAAGAGAUGCCAGGGUAUGCUGGACCCUCUAACCAAGGCUGUACCAGGCCUGCUGGAGGGGCUAUAUCUGCUGUCCAAGUGUAAAUUCCUUUCAGGAGAAGUGGACUCUGCCUUCAACACCCUACACCAUGUACUGGAGCAGGAGCCCACAUAUUCAGAUGCACAUCUGCUGAUGGCUGAGAUCCACCUCCACCAGGGGAACUUUAAACUCUCCUCCCAGUCUUUGGAGAUGGCUCUCAGCUACAACUUCGAGAUCAGAGAAUCUCCCAAGUACCACCUGAUCAAGGCUCGUGCCUCUAAGAAGAUGGGUCAGCAUGAGGAGGCAGUGAAGACUCUACAGAUGGCCAUGAACCUUCCUGGGCUGAAGAGGAGUGGCAGUGCCUCUACCAAGAGGAGUAAGGUUGAGAAGAUCAGCACCACAGAUAAGGUGUCUGUGUACCUGGAACUGGCUGAGGCACACAGGAUGCUGGGACAACAGCAUGAAGCUGCGAAGGUUAUGCAGGAUGCCAUCAACGACUUCCAGGGCACCCCGGAGGAAAUCCGCAUCACCAUCGCUAACGCCGACCUGUCACUCAACCGUGGAGACAUCGAGAUGUCACUGAGCAUGCUCCGAAACAUCACACCUGAGCAGCCGUACUACGUCCAGGCCAAGGAGAAAAUGGCCGACAUCUACCUUAACCACCGCAAGGACAAGAGACUAUUCGCCAGCUGCUACAGGGAGCUUCAUGAGAAACAGCCCAGUCCACACACUGCCCUGCUGCUAGGGGAUGCCUAUAUGAGUAUCCAGGAGCCUGAGAAGGCAAUAGAGGUGUACGAGUCUGCUCUGAAGAGGAACCCACGGGAUGCCACCCUGGCCAGCAAGAUUGGGCAGGCUUUGGUGAAGACUCACAACUAUGGCAAGGCAAUCAAUUACUACGAGGCUGCGUUGAAGUCUGGCGGGCAGAACUUCCUGCGGUACGACCUGGCAGAGCUGCUGCUGCGACUGCGACAGUACGACAAGGCAGAGAAAGUACUGAGGGUGGCACUGGAGAAGGAAACAGCCUCAGACCUGCAGGCCUUGAUGGACGAGACUCGCUGCCAGGUUCUCCUCUCCAAGGUGCACCACAAGGCAGGGAAGAUCGAGGAGGCCUUAGGAGCCCUGAACAAGGCUAGGGACGCACAGGCUAGGGUGCUGAAGAGAGUCCAUGUGGAGCAGCCGGAUGGUGUACCCGCUCAGAAACAGUUGGCUACCAGCAUCUGUAGCCAGAUGGCCCAGCAUGCUAAGGAGCAGAGGGACUAUGACAAGGCCAUCAAAUUCUACAAGGAGGCGCUGGUGUACAGUGAUAACGAUGGCAAGGCUAUGCUGGAGUUGGCUCGCCUGUACCUUGCCCAGGAUGACCUGGAUGCCUGUCAGCACCAGUGUGCCAUCCUGCUGAAGACAGACAAGGAGAAUGAUGCUGCCACUAUGAUGAUGGCUGAUCUGAUGUUCCGUAAGAAUGAGUAUGACCAGGCCACCUUCCACUACCAACAACUGUUGGAGAGGUCUCCAGAACAUUACGAAGCGCUGUCCAGACUGAUCGACCUGCUCCGUAGGGCGGGUCGGCUAGAUGACGUCCCCAAGUUCCUGUCCCAGGCGGAGAGCGCCUCGUCCCGCGCACCCAUGGACCCCGGAUUCAACUACUGCAAGGGGCUGCAGGAGUGGUACACAGGAAACCCCAACAACGCCCUCAAACUGUUCAACAUCGGGCGGAAGGACCGUCAGUGGAGUCAGAAGGCCGUGGUGAACAUGAUUGAGAUCUGUCUGAACCCUGACAACGAGACCAUUGGGGGAGAGACCUUCGAGAGUGUGACUGACGAUGCAAGCUCUGCAGAAAAUGAACAACUUGCUGUGAAGACAGCAGAGAAGCUGAUCAAGGACCUGAAGGCAGAUCCCAACUCUUACCAGCAGCGAAUCUUGGAGAACUACGUCCUGAUGGCCACAAAGUCCAAGUCUAAUGUGGAGAAGGCUCUAUCUGCAUUCAUGGAGAUUGUUACUGUUGAGAGGGACCAUGUAGGCUCUCUACUGGGCAUGGCCACAGCCUACAUGAUCCUGAAACAGACUCCACGGGCCAGGAACCAGCUCAAACGGAUCGCCAAGAUGAACUGGACAUUUGAGGAUGCUGAGGAUUUUGAGAAGAGCUGGCUGCUGCUGGCCGACGUGUACAUCCAGUCUGGGAAGUACGACAUGGCCAGCGAACUGCUGAAGAAAUGUCUGCAACACAACAAGUCCUGCUGUAAAGCCUAUGAGUACAUGGGGUUCAUCAUGGAGAAGGAGCAGGCAUACAGGGACGCCUCCAACAACUACGAACUGGCCUGGAAGUACAGCAACCAGUCCAACCCAACCAUAGGCUACAAGCUUGGCUUCAACUACAUGAAAGCGAAGCGUUACGUGGACGCAGUGGACAUCUGUCACAAGGUGCUGGCCGUCCACCCAAACUACCCAAAGAUACGAAAGGACAUUCUGGAGAAGGCUCGCAGUAUGAUGAGGGCUUAAACUGUUGGAGUUAGAGAACAGAUGAUAGAUUCAACAGAGCUAUUACCAUUUUAAGUCAUGGACAUGGGUAAAUGUCUUGAAUGUAAAUGUAUUGAGGUGCGUAACGGUUUGAUUUUGCUGUAAGGAGAAAAUGGAGUAUUCGUGGAGGUUUGUCAGGAGGUAACUAAAAACUACUGCUAACAUAAGACCACAUGCAGUGACUGUAAAGCUAAAUGCAUUUAUCCAGUGUUUUUUGUUUGGUGAUAACUAAACUUUUAUUCAUAUAGCCGCAGCAAACUUUGGGUGACAAGACUGUAGAUUUUGUGAUAUAAAAAGAGCAAGAGAAUAUAUGGCUUGAAAUUGCUAUGUGAUUUGUAUAUUUAUGACCAUAAAAAUAAUUCUAUAAUAGAAUGAUUUUUAAAAUUGAAUGCUUUGCUUUAUCCAACUUGAUUUUAUGUAUAACUUCUCACUGUAAGCAACAAAGCCAGGUUUGCACAUGUACAAUGUAGUUUUGCACUAAAUUUACCUUUCUAAUAUAUGAAGGUGAAGUCCAGUGAUCAGUACUUUAUUAGUCACUGCAUGUAUGUGGAUUGUGGAGACACUUUUUGUAUAUCUUGCAAACAUAUCGCUUGUUGUAACAGCUGUAGAAAUAAAAUGUAAAUAGCACAGACUAUUGAACGAAAAGAGUGAUUAAAAUUUGGAUAAAUGUA